Messenger RNA from Entrophospora candida, 730 nucleotides. The record is from the annotation of a GenBank genome assembly. NCBI's taxonomy places the organism in Eukaryota, Fungi, Glomeromycota, Glomeromycetes, Entrophosporales, Entrophosporaceae.
GAAAUUUUAGAAAAAAAAAAUGAAAUGUUAAGCAAUAAUAAUAAUAUAGAUCUUUAUGAUAAAAUUUAUAUUGAAAAGAUUGGAAAAUCAAUUAAAAAGUAUAAUGAUAGUUUAGGAUAUUUUUGGAUAGAAUUAGCUAAAAACUUAGGGUUUGAAAUUGAUGACAAUUUACCAUCUAAUAAAUUAAAGAGAGCAUGCAUAUCAUUUGCUGCUAAUUAUUUGAAGCAUGAAAAGAAUAAAAGCUCUUAUGUGAUUAAGGAAAAAGAAAAAAAGGUUGAUAGGUUAAUUACAAUGCAAUAUACAAGGAUAAAUGGUGAGACACAUUACUCCAAUAAUAAAAGAGAAACGUUGAUAAGAGUUUUUGAUGUUCUUGAAUCUGAUUUAAAAAUUUUAAAUCAAACAGAGUUUUCAGUUCAUAAAUAUUAUAUGGAUUUAAAAGUAAACGCAAAGCAUCAAUCAAAUUAUUUUAAAGAAAAUAAUGCAGAACUUUUUGGUAUUUUUGGUAGUUAUGCAACACUACCAUAUAAUUCUGAUUCUUAUUUAUGCAACCAACGAAUCCAACAUAAAAAAUGUGUUGAUGAGUUGAUGAAUGGGAUCACACCUCUUGCCAACAAUAUUGCAGACAGAUUACAAACUGUCAAUUUCAAUAUGUUAACAGACCUUCAUUAUGAUGCUAAUGAUCUCGAUAACAGUUUGUGUGUAAUUGUACCCCUUGGUGAAUUUGAAGGAG